Messenger RNA from Lineus longissimus, 3095 nucleotides. Its product is annotated as BTB/POZ domain-containing protein 17-like. Bases 51 to 1478 code for a protein of 475 amino acids. Lineage: Eukaryota; Metazoa; Nemertea; Pilidiophora; Heteronemertea; Lineidae. The record is from RefSeq and is a predicted model, not a curated record. Gene Ontology annotation, molecular function: protein binding. The transcript has 3 exons.
GAACUUCCGGUUAUUUGUUUGCAUUUUGCAGCAUUUUUGCUGAUCCACAGAUGGCAGCUGCUGCAUUUCAUGUCAACGUUGUAGAUGCGGCAGCUGCAUUCGAACAGCAGCAGCAACAGCAACAACAGCAUCUGCACCAGCCGAUGAACAACUUGCCGUCGCCAGGGACACCCUCCAAGGCCAUUCCACCAGAGGGACUCAGUUGCUAUGGAGAUGAACGGCAGAUGCUACAAGAUCAGGCAAAGUUCUACAAUAGUCCAACCCUCAGUGAUGUAACUUUGCUGGUCGGAGAUCAGACAUUCUAUGCCCAUAAACUUCUCCUGAUACGAUCCAGUGAUGUCUUUGAGCGAAUGUUCAGUUCUGAAUGGGCAGAUCCAGAGAAAAAGGAAUUUGAACUCAAUGAAGAAUCUAUGUGCGUGGAGAUCUUCCCAUGUUUCCUGAAGUUCCUCUACUCUUGUCAUGUCUCUCUUCAUCUAGAGAACACACUGCCGCUACUGGUCCUUGCAGACAAAUACAACAUCAGCGAACUGCAAAAGGUCUGCAUAGACUUUGCUUGUACACAUAUUAUCACUAAACUUCAACUGAAAGAUGUCUUUCAUGUGUGGUUCCAGUAUGCGACCAAAUGUUACCAUGGUGGUUUAAUCUCAGCUUGCGUCACUGCACUGUCUCAAAAAAUGGAUGAAAUCACCUUAUCAGCUGAAUGGGAACAGGAAUGGAUCCACCUUGAGCGGGAUCAACUCGUCGAAUUCUUGAAAAGUUCAAAUCUCGUCAUCAAGGAUGAAUACGAAAUCUGGGUUGGUGUCCUCAAGUGGCUGCAGUCGUCCACCCACCCGGAGCGAAUGGUCAAAAUGGAAACGCACCUCAAGAUGAUCUUACCACAUAUCCGCUUUCCGAUGAUGUUGCCAGACCAGUUAUGCGAGGUCGAGAAGUGUCGCCUUAUCGAACAGUACCCGUUUCUCUUUCACCCUUACUUGAUCCAGGCUUACAAAUACCACUCUCUCUCCUUGCAUAGCAGAGGCACCAACAAAUUCACUACCUCUCAUUUUCUGCUCAGAAAUUACACAGAUCUGCGCUGGGAUAAACGAUUGGUCUUGAAUAACUUUUCAGCUAUUCAAAAAUUUUCUGAAGUGUGCUUGCGAUUCAGUACACGGGCAUCAACUUUCCCUCCCCAGACAUGGGAGUGGGAGCUGAAAUGCCACCCCAAAGGUUUUUCUGCCACCAGUGAAGAUCAUCGAUGUGUUCUUUGCUCAAAUCUCAUUCUGGACCAGCCCAGACCUGUGGAAUUUCUCUUGUCAAUUGUCGAUAAUGAACAUGUCAUCUGUACUGUCACUGGUAAGAAGAAUUUCUCCAAAAAUCGCUAUAAUGCAGACACAGAAAUAGAUAAGAAGGUUUCUGUCUCAGAUCUUUGUGCUCCCGACUCUCCAUUCCUGGUCAAUGACUGUCUCAUUAUGCAAAUCACGCUCAAACCAGUUGAAUGAUUCCUGGUCAGUCAAAUGUAGAGGUGAAGUCAAUAGGUUCAAGUAGGGCUUGAUGAUGGGGCUUGGUGUAACUGUAAGUGUCAGAAGUUAGUCUUGAUGUGAAUCGUUAAAUGUACUACUAUAUCAUAAAGUAACCAGUAAGAGCAUUCCUGAUUGUCUCAUCAGGUACUUUGGACAUUCAAGCAUUAUGAUUCCACUUUGUUUAGUCAGUAUUUGGCUUAUCACGGCAUGUGUGAUGUGCUAUUUUAGCAUUGUGCUUAUAUUUGUUGUUUCCAUAUUAUUGUUAAGUGUCUGUUAUAAAGGUUGAGCAUUAUAUUUAUUGAUACCUCGGGUCCAAAGAGUAUUAGAGAAGGUUCUUUUUAGAAUCAGCUGAGUGACCAGUUUUAACUUGGUAGAGGCAUUCCAGACAAUUGUAUGUACAUGUACCAGAGGGAGAUGUUAAAAAGUUCUUGAGGCAAAUUUUUAGUUUUUUGCAGCGGUCUCAAAUUCCUUGUUUCACACGUCCCUUUAUAUGGAGGACAAAACCAUUAUCCAUUGGAAAUCUGAUAGAAUUCAUGUAUGAGCCGCCAGAAAAUAGACAAUAGACUUGCUGAAAUACUUAGUUGGCUGUCGAAAUUGAGUGGCAAAAGAAACUGAUCUGGAGUGCCAUUCUACCCUUUGGCCCCUUACUUUCGCAGUUCUGGCAAGUCUACAUUCCAGGUGCCUGCAACUGGUGUAUUACGUGUUAUUUGAAUUGCUACACUGUUUGUAAAGGAAGAAAGUACCAAUGAAGUUGUGAUGGCUGUCAGAAAUGUAUAACUUCUUGUUUCUCCGGUGAACUGGAUAUUUUGUAUAAAUAUCACAGGACUUAAUCUUGUACCGUGUGUGUGUGUAGAUGUGCCAUUGCUUUUGCAUCUCUCAGCUGGAACUCCUGCCAAUUCCACAAUUUUAAAUCGAUAAUUUUGGGACAAUCUCCAAGUUCAUUGAUACAAUCGAAGAUUGGGUGCUAAUACGUUGCUACUUGGGCUCCAGGGCUUGUGUAUGGAUUAAUGGUUAUAAAUGUAGCUUUUGCAAAGGUUGUGCAACAAUCUUGGAGAUGUUAACUCAAAGGGUUCAUUGUUCUAAGGGUAAAUUAUUAUUUUGUUUACAAUAGCAAGAAUAAAUUAGACUGGCCUAUAUGUUUGAAAAAAGUUCACCAAAUACUGUACUACUGUGUAAGAGCCAUCCCUUCAGAUUGACCAUAGUGCGGUGUUCAGUGGAACCUCCUUUAGUGGACACCCUCUCUCUUUUAAAAGAACACUGGUUUUUUGUCCAUACUUGUAUUAUGCUAUUUUCUCAUCAAUUCAUUUAACCUUUGAAAUGAUAUCAUCUCUCUAUUUUAAAGACAGUAUUCGUCAGUCCCCCAGGUAUCUUUGAUACAGAGACAGCUGAAUUUUGUGGUAAUUUUGCCCACUUUUAACUUGCGAAAUGUGCCCCUGUGUUCUGAAAGUGCUAUUUCCCCACACUAUAGUAAUUUGAUGGAUCCUUUUCAAGAUUUGUCUCAAGUGUAAUUUAAAACUGCUGUGAUAUAAACAUUGUCUCCAAUUGUAAUAGAGGAAGAUGCUUCUGUGCAAUAAAACAUGUCAUCUCUCAUGAGCA